Asparagus officinalis (garden asparagus) is the source of this 353-nucleotide messenger RNA. RefSeq names its product glutathione S-transferase T3-like. The record is from RefSeq and is a predicted model, not a curated record. NCBI's taxonomy places the organism in Eukaryota, Viridiplantae, Streptophyta, Magnoliopsida, Asparagales, Asparagaceae. The transcript has 2 exons. Bases 6 to 353 code for a protein of 115 amino acids.
AAAAAAUGUCUGUUCGAUCAACUGGAUACACGGUUACUGAAGAUGUGCUCCUUUGUCAAGUAUUCUUGGAUAUUUCUCAAGACCCUAUUAUCGGUAGAAACCAGUCUCGAGAUGCAUUUUGGUCUCGUGUGGAGGACAGAUACAAUGAACUUCGAGACCAAAAUUCUGAUGUGCGUACGAGCCGAUCAAUUCGUUCUCGAAUGGAAAUUAUAAGUAAUGAAGUAAGGAAAUUGAAUGCGUGCUUGAGACAAGUAGAGAAUCUGAAUCCAAGUGGUGCUUCAGAUGAAGAUAUUUUAGUUCGAGCAAAGAUGUUUUAUGCAAGAACCGAAGUACAAAAAAGGUUUCAAAUUUGA